Messenger RNA from Cutaneotrichosporon cavernicola, 3051 nucleotides. RefSeq lists its product as uncharacterized. NCBI's taxonomy places the organism in Eukaryota, Fungi, Basidiomycota, Tremellomycetes, Trichosporonales, Trichosporonaceae. Gene Ontology annotation, biological process: post-transcriptional regulation of gene expression. The record is from RefSeq and is a predicted model, not a curated record. Gene Ontology annotation, cellular component: cytoplasm. Gene Ontology annotation, molecular function: mRNA binding. Bases 1 to 3051 code for a protein of 1016 amino acids. The transcript is spliced from 8 exons.
AUGUCCGAGGUUGUCGGUGGUGGUUGGAAUCUUGAGUUCGCGAAACCUCCCCCUUCCCCCAAGCUCCCUCUCCAAACCUCCAGGCCAACCUUCAACCCUCGCCCCUUUUUGUCUUGCACGCCGAGUCGCGGUUACCCCUCGUCUCACCUUAGCCUUAAUCGUUCCGGAUCUCUCGAGUUUGGACACUCGCGGAUCCCACUCCACAUCGUCCCAAACACACAGAGCAUGACGACGUCGCCGCGCAAGCCAAACGGCACCGAUGGCAAGCCGGGCAACCCCUCGUUCGAGGUGAACGGCCUGGCCUCCUCGCCCUCGAUCGGAGAGCGCACCGAAACCUCCACGCCCAAGCCGGAGAACCUCUCGGCCGACGAGUUAGUUCGCCUCGAGCAGAAGCGUGUGGAGCGCUUUGAGCAACGCCGCCGCCUCGAGGCUCAGCUCAACGCCCUUGACGCGGAGGCUGAGCGUGACGAGCUUCUUGCCAACGGUGGCAAUGCAGCCAGCAUUGCCGCAUCCGCACCCACGUCGCCGCUCGGCGCCCGGGCGCCGCAGGAUUCGUCCCAGGAGCGUGCGCCCAUUACCGGCCCCGUUGCUCCCAUCGGCCAGGGCCGCGAUAUGAACGGCGCCAAGAGCAUGCCCGCCAGCCGCCGCACCAGCGGCUACGGCCCUACUUUCGGUAUGGAGAAGCUUUCGCUCAGCGUUCUCAAUCCUGGGGGCAGAAAGUGGGAUGAAGUGGACGACGACGACGUCGACGCGGAGAGUGCUCAGAAAUCCGUAAGCUACCUCGCCAUGAACGAUGACGACCCGUUCCCGUCGCUCAAGGACUCGGGUCUGUCCGCGGCUUCGGCUGCUCUCGACCUCGCGCCCCUUCCCCAAGCGUCGUCACGCGCGUUCGGCUCGCGUCCAUUCGACACGACUCUGAAGACGUCCGAGUGGAGCCCGUUCCCCGUGCCCGGCCCCGGUCGCGGUGGCCUGACGUCGCCCUUGUCCAACACCUCGCUCAUGGGUGGCGCUGACGACACUCCACGUGACGCCAUGAUGGGUGGCAGCCGCAAGACCUCUCCCACUGGGCUUGCCGACAGCAUUUCGAGCCUCCCCGCCAUGCCCAGCAAGUCGGUCCCAUCGACGCCGUUUGGUCUUGGUCCUGGCGCUGCCAACAUCCCCGGCCCCAAGCGCACGGGUACCAGUCCCCUGGGCAAUGACGGUUUCACGCAGGCCCAGCGUGGCUUCUCCAACCCGGACCUUGCUCGCGCCUUUGCCAACAAGGGGGCUGGCAGUUACGGCCUUGACGGUGGUCCUCGCCCUUAUCAGCCGGACCCGCUGUACUCGUCCAUGGGCCUGCCUGGUGGCGGCCAAGGCGGCAGCAACUUCAUGCCCCAGGGUGGCUACGACAACUAUGGCUUCGACGACGACUCGUUUGGCUCGGGUGCCCUCUAUCCUGCCGGCAUGAUGGGCAUGAAGAACAAGCGGGCAGAGGCCGACCGCGAGUUCAACCGCUUCUCUGGCAUGCGCCUCGAGGACCUUCAGGGCGAGAUCCUCUCGCUCUGCAAGGACCAGCAUGGUUGCCGGUACCUGCAGAAGAAGCUUGAGGAGGGUGACCCCACCCACCGUGACAUGAUCUUCCGCGAGACGUACGGCCACUUCCCCGAGCUAAUGAUCGACCCCUUUGGCAACUACCUGUGCCAGAAGCUGCUCGAGCACGCUACCGAGGAGCAGCGCUCGGCCAUCAUUGACUCGGUUGCCAACGACCUCGUCGGCAUCUCGCUUAACAUGCAUGGCACUCGUGCUGUUCAGAAGAUGGUCGACUUCCUCGCGCAGCCCCGCCAGCCCAAGCAGAUCCGCACUCUGAUCUACGCCCUCUCUGUUAACGUCGUGGCGCUUAUCAAGGACCUCAACGGCAACCAUGUCAUUCAGAAGUGCUUAAACAAGCUUAUCCCCGAGGACAACCAAUUCAUCUACAACGCCAUCGCGACUAACCUCAUCGAGGUUGCUACCCACCGCCACGGCUGCUGCGUACUUCAGCGCUCGAUCGACCACGCGUCGCCGGGCCAGCGUGUCCAGCUUGUCACGGAGAUUAUCUUCAACUCGCUCUAUCUUGUCCAGGACCCCUUCGGCAACUACGUCAUCCAGUACAUCCUCGACCUGAAUGACGCCCGGUUCUCCGAGCCCCUCAUUCGCACCUUUGUCGGCAACGUCUGCAGCCUGUCUGUGCAAAAGUUCUCGUCCAAUGUUGUAGAAAAGUGUAUUCGCGUGGCCGACCCCGAGAUCCGUAAGGUUCUCGUUACAGAGGUGCUCAACCGCUCCCGUCUCGAGAAACUUUUGCGCGACAGCUACGGCAACUACGUUAUCCAGACCAUUCUCGAUUACUGCGAGAUUGGCCAGCGUAUGGUGCUCGUCGAGGCUAUUCGGCCCAUUCUCCCGUCGAUUCGCAACACGCCGUACGGCAAGCGCAUCCAGUCCAAGCUUCAGCGCGAGGACGCGUCGUUCAACUACGGCGGUGCCGGCGGUGGCGGAGGUGGUGGCGGUGGCGGUGGUGGCUAUGGACGUGGCGGUUACAACAACCGCAACUCCGGCGGCUACCACCCUCGCCACAUUGGCCGUCCUCAGCUGCAGCACAUCAACGCGCUAACCGAGGUAUACGGUGCCUCGGGCGGCGCUCCGUUCAUGGGCGGCAGCGGCUACGGCCGCGGUACAGCUGGCGGCCCUGCUCACCACGGCCCUCAGGCCGGUGGUGGUCCCGCUUUCCAUGGCCGUGAGAUCCACAGCCACAGCGGCAUGAGCUACCAUGCUCCCGGCCCUGACGGCCAGCCAUGGCUCCACCUCCGUGGUCCUGGUGGCCACCCUGCGCCUAACUGGAGCAACCCUGGUGGCGGCCCUGCUGGCAUCGACCCCCUCCCCGCGACCGCACCGUCCGAUGGUGACCCGGUACUCGCUGCUCAGGCCGCCGCCGCGGCCGUGACUGAGCGCGCCGGCCAGGGCCAGCCUACGCCCCCCCUCUGGCAAGACCCAUCGUACAUGUACGCGAAUGGUGGACACCUCCCCCCGCUCAUGUAA